Molecule: messenger RNA, 2278 nt
Organism: Galeopterus variegatus (Sunda flying lemur)
Lineage: Eukaryota; Metazoa; Chordata; Mammalia; Dermoptera; Cynocephalidae
Gene: B3GALNT1
Product: beta-1,3-N-acetylgalactosaminyltransferase 1 (globoside blood group)
Exons: 3
Coding region: 209-1204 (331 amino acids)
Cellular component (GO): membrane
Molecular function (GO): N-acetyl-beta-D-glucosaminide beta-(1,3)-galactosyltransferase activity
Source: RefSeq, a predicted model, not a curated record
UUUUGUUUUAGGUGUGUGUCUUAUAAGCAGUAUUUGGCAGAAUUUUAAGCCAAUCUGAGAGUCUCUGUGUUUUAGUAGAAAUUUCAAGCAUUAUUUUUGACAACUGCACACUGCUGAAUGUUCAGUUGGUGAAAUUGAAGGUCUUUCACUCAGAAGAAAUAAAUCAAGAAGAAGAACCUGCAGCUGGCGUGCUUCCGAGCUGCUGUGGAUGGCUCUGGCUCUCUUCACUGCCCUCCUGAGUAGGAUGUCACUGAGAUCCCUCAAAUGGAGCCUCCUGCUGCUGUCGCUCCUGAGUUUCCUUGUGAUGUGGUACCUCAGCCUCCCCCAGUACAAUGUGAUCGAGCGUGUAAACUGGAUGUACUUCUACGAGUAUGAGCCAAUUUACAGACAAGAGUUCCGCUUCACGCUUCGAGAGCAUUCCAACUGCUCUCAUCAAAACCCAUUUCUGGUCAUCCUGGUGACCUCGCACCCCUCAGAUGUGAAAGCCAGACAGGCCAUUAGAGUUACUUGGGGUGAAAAAAAGUCUUGGUGGGGAUAUGAGGUUCUUACAUUUUUCUUAUUAGGCCAGCAGGCUGAAAGGGAAGACAAAAUGCUAGCUUUGUCCUUAGAGGAUGAGCACCUUCUUUAUGGCGACCUAAUACGACAAGAUUUUUUAGACACGUAUAAUAACCUGACCUUGAAAACCAUUAUGGCAUUUAGGUGGGUAACCGAGUUUUGCCCCAAUGCCAAGUACGUCAUGAAGACAGACACUGAUGUUUUCAUCAAUACUGGCAAUUUAGUGAAGUAUCUUUUAAACUUAAACCACUCAGAGAAGUUUUUCACAGGUUAUCCUCUAAUUGAUAAUUAUUCCUAUAGAGGAUUUUACCAAAAACCCCAUAUUUCAUACCAGGAGUAUCCUUUCAAGGUGUUCCCCCCCUACUGCAGUGGGUUGGGCUAUGUAAUGUCCAGAGAUUUGGUGCCAAGGAUCUAUGAAAUGAUGGGUCACGUAAAACCCAUCAAGUUUGAAGAUGUUUAUGUUGGGAUCUGUUUGAAUUUAUUAAAAGUGGACAUUCAUAUUCCAGAAGACACAAAUCUUUUCUUUUUAUAUAGAAUUCAUUUGGAUGUCUGUCAGCUAAGACGUGUGAUUGCAGCCCAUGGUUUUUCUUCCAAGGAAAUCAUCACGUUUUGGCAGGUUAUGCUAAGGAACACAACAUGCCAUUAUUAACUUCACAUUCUACCCAAAGCCUAGAGAAGGACGUGAUACACUGAGGAAGGUGUUAGAGUCAGUGCUGUGGAAAGCUCACGGGAAGGUCAGUGUGCUGGCUUGCACUGAACUGAAACUCACGAGGAACCCGUAGACUGCAGGCUGGAGCCUUGCACUUGUGAUUUAUUUUGACAAAAAAUCAAGUCAGGCCCUUUAAACGUGGUAUUUAGAGGAAUUAAAUAUCUUAUAAAGGAAUUGGAGGUUUUUGCUAAUAAAAUUAAUAGGACCAAACAAUUCGAACAUGUCAUCCUGUAGACAGAAUUUCUUAAAAGGGUUUCACUGAAUUAUAAGCUCAUUAGUUCAUAACAGCAAGAUAGUGUGGAGUUUUAUUUAUUGAACAAUCUAGUUAUUUAAUGGUUUUGUGUAUAUUUUACAUGGAUUACCAGUUUUAAAAAAUACAUAGUUCUGUGUGAAAAACAACUUUACUGAAGUUAUGCCGAACAAAAUUUCAUCUGUUUUUGGUCAUUCAAAAGGUACUUCAAGAUGUUGCAGUAUUGUAGAGUUAUCAGUUAUUAUUUAAUAUUACUUCAGACUUUCUGGGUGUUUAGAUGUUAUGGUGGUUUUGAUACUGUAUAAAUAGAAUAGUGAAUCACCCUUUACAUUGGAACUUUUUUCCAGUUACUUCACCGUUCAGUUUAUUAUUGAUAGCCACAUUAAUGUAAAGUCAUAGACGAUUAUUGCAUAUCAGUAAUCUCUUGGACUUGAUAUUUUACUGUGGUAAUGUAGAGAAAAAUUGAAGUAAGAAAAUCUGAACUGUUUUGCUUUGAAAAAAACAGUCCCCAGUGUUUUUAAAUGUCACUUCAUCUGUCUCUUUUUCCAUCUGGAAAUUAGGAAUAAUAUAGAAUGCCAGGCAGUAUUAUUAUUUUUUUUUAAAGGACUCUGAAGGCAAAAAAGAAGGGCCAGAAUACUAGGAAGAGAGUGUCAUAUUCCAGUAUUUGAGUUGGAAGGGGAAGACUGAAGACCCAGUUGCAUUACUAAUCUGCCUCCUAUGUUUCCUCAUUAGCAGUUUGUGAAUAAAGAGGAAAAAAAGAAAAA